This is a messenger RNA of Spathaspora passalidarum NRRL Y-27907, 1494 nucleotides long. Its product is annotated as diphthamide synthase. Gene Ontology annotation, molecular function: protein binding. The record is from RefSeq and is a predicted model, not a curated record. Lineage: Eukaryota; Fungi; Ascomycota; Pichiomycetes; Serinales; Debaryomycetaceae. The coding region runs from base 25 to 1011 and encodes 328 amino acids. The transcript has a single exon.
GCCAAACUGAAAGAGAAGUAUACCAUGCUGGCCAUCCCACAUAGCAAACGAUAUAGUGUGACCAAAACAAUCCUCCCGCCAUGUUCUCUCCGUAUCCAUCCCACUAACCCUCGAAUUAUUGUAAUAGGAACAUACAAGCUCGAAGACAGUGGGCAUCGUCAUGGCUCCAUCGACCUAUACCACUACGUCAAUGGUACAUUCACGUUAAAACAGACGUAUGCCACCGCUGGUGCCAUUCUCGACAUCAAAUUCAACCCGAAACAAGCUAAUCAUCUUAUAUCAGUGGAUUCAAUUGGCCAUGUUAUGUGUUGGAGAAUUACCGACAACAUUGAAUUGAUAAGUGAUGUCAAAGUCACCGAGGAAGACGACGUCCUCAUCACAUCGUGCUUCUUUUCUCCAGAUGAUAAAGUCUUGUUGACAUUCACGGAUGGAUCACUGGGGAUAUUCGAUGUGGCAACAGAAAAGGUAGAAUUCUUGUCUACGUCUCAUGAAUUGGAAUGCUGGACUGGUGCGUUCGGCGAAGGUGAGAUGAGCCAUGUCGUGUAUACCGGAGGAGAUGAUUCCCAACUCAUAGCCCAUGAUCUACGCACCAAUGAGAAAAUCUGGUCUAAUAGAAGACACCACAGUGCUGGAGUAGUGUCUAUAUUAGCUCCGGGAAAGGACUUUCGUGCUGAUCCGUACAGUUUAUGGACUGGGUGUUAUGACGACCAUCUACGUGUGUUUGACUUACGUGCCGGCAUUCCUCGACUCCUUCAAGAAGAAAAUCUCGGUGGAGGGGUAUGGAGACUUAUUCCAAGCCCCACUGAAGACGACAAUCGCUUAUUGGUCUGUUGCAUGUAUGACGGUGCUCGUAUUGUAGAAACUGACGAGAAUAAGUUCACAGUCUCGAGAUACUUCAAAGAGGAUCAUGAGAGUAUGUGCUACGGCGGUGAUUGGGGGGAUAACUACGUUGCUACAUGCUCAUUCUAUGAUAAUGUUGUACAAACUUGGUCUCCUGAUACAACUAUGUAAAUAAACUUAAAUCUAAUGGAACAGACGAGCCUCGGCCACUAGGAUAUAACUUUUUGGCACCAUUGUAUCGGCGUGGAUUAGGAAGCGCAGAUGCAUUUGUAAAUUUAAAUCUCUUAUCAUCGAUAACAAUCUUCUCCGUGCUGGCGUGUCCACCAAUUGUAUAUUCCCUAGCAGAUAUUUUCCGUAAUGAGGAUCCGGCAUUUUGUAAUUGAUCCAAGCCAGAUGAAGCUGAUGGUGGGGGUGGUGGAGCGGCUUUCUUGUAUGGAUGACUUACUGCUGGAGGGGUAGGUGCAUUUGUUGGUGGAGGAGGUGGUGGUGCCAUGUUAGGCAACAGUGGCGGUGGUGGAGGAGGUGCAUUAGUCACUGCAGGUGGUGGUGGUGGUGGUACCAUAUGUGGCAACACUGGAGGAGUUGAAAAUCCGGGUGAACUAAGCUCUUCUUCCUCCUCCUCCUCCUCCUCCUCCUCCUCUUCUUCUUCUUCUG